Messenger RNA from Amaranthus tricolor (Joseph's coat), 1428 nucleotides. Its product is annotated as cytochrome b561 and DOMON domain-containing protein At5g47530-like. The transcript has 6 exons. The coding region runs from base 1 to 1428 and encodes 475 amino acids. NCBI's taxonomy places the organism in Eukaryota, Viridiplantae, Streptophyta, Magnoliopsida, Caryophyllales, Amaranthaceae. The record is from RefSeq and is a predicted model, not a curated record.
AUGAAUUAUACAACUCUAUUAUUGCUAAUCACAACCCUAAUUAUUCAAUCAUAUGCUCAAUCACCUCCAUGCAAAAACUAUAAAUUUAAACAAAACUUACCAAAUCCCUUUAAAACUUGUAUUGAUCUCCCACAAUUAGGAUCAUCCCUACAUUACACCUACAACCCUACCAAUGCAACCCUUAAAAUCGCCUACCGACACCCGGGCUACAGCCCGGGUGUCUCAAAAUGGGUUGCAUGGGCUAUAAACCCGACCGCAAAAGGAAUGGUCGGAUCACAAACUUUAGUUGGUCAACGAAACCCGAAAGACGGGUCCAUCAUGGCCUAUACAUCCCCUAUUAAGGGCUAUGGAACAAGACUUGAGAAAGAAGAGUUGAGUUUUGAGGUAGUAGGAUUGAAGGCAGAACUUAUUAAUGAAGAGAUGAUAAUCUUUGCAAAUAUUAAGAUUCCUGAUAAUAAAACAGUGAUUAAUCAAGUUUGGAAUGAAGGUAGACUUUCUGAUGUUGGAAAUCCUAAAAUGCAUUUUGCUACAAAUAUUUAUUCAAUGGCUUCUCUUGAUGUUCUCUCUGGUGUUCUUGAUCACAAUGCUGGUUCUGGUUCUAAAGGCUUUGAUGCUUCAACCUUGAGAUGGGUCGGUUCAAAAUUGAAAUAUAAAUACAAUUUUAAAGUCGGGUUAAAUCAGAUCCACGGAACAAUAAAUGGAGUAAGUUGGGGAAUAUUGAUACCUCUGGGAAUGAUGAUAGCAAAACAUGUCAAAGUAAUAUUCCCAUCAGCAGAACCAGCCUGGUUUUACCUCCAUGUAGGGUGUCAACUCUCGGCCUAUCUUCUCGGUACCGUUGGCUUUAUAACCGGUCUCAAACUCACUAGUGGCGCACACCAUGUUCACCACCCUAACCACAGGUAUCUUGGCAUUGCCGUCUUCUGUAUGGCCACGCUUCAGAUGUCAGCACUUGUGUACAGGCCAAAACAAGAUGAUGCAAACAGAAAAAACUGGAACAUAUUCCACUAUUUGAAUGGGCAUAUCGUAGCAAUUAUGGGCCUUGUCAACAUAUUCAGAGGGUUGAAGCUUAUCUAUAUUGAUCAUGACACUUGGGGUAUUAAUUUUAUUAUUUAUCUUAUCAUAAUCGCGGCUAUAAAUAUUGGAGUACAUAUACUUUCAGAGGCCGUCGAAAAGACUCGGUUGGAUAAAAAUUUAAAAGGGAAAGGAAAGAAGAUAGAACGAGAAGGAGAUGAUUAUGGGAAAUCCCCUUAUUUUUUUGGAAGGCUAGAAGGAAUAGAAAAGGUGGGAAUAAUGGCCGGAUAUCAUUUUUCUUCCAGAUCUUUUCAAGUUAAGAAAGAUUUGAUUAUUAACAAAACUGAGCGAGUUAAUCCUUUUAAAUCCCACUUUUCUGAAUUCCUCCUCCAAAAUAGAUCUAACAUACAAAAUUAA